AUGUCCCUCUCACGCCACUUGAACCCCGACCGCGUCAUCCAGGAGGCGCGCGAGCACGCGAAGAAGCACCGCAACGGACGCGAGACCGUUCACGACAUGCUCCAGCGCGGCGAGGCGAGCGGCCACCUUCACCGCACCCAUAACGGGCAUGCCAACUAUGACACCGACCCCAUCCCCAAGUACCGCAUCCCGACCAAGGGAACCGACGCCAAGACGGCUUACGACCUCGUCAACUCGGAACUCCUCCUCGACGGCAACCCUCAGCUCAACUUGGCCUCCUUCGUUCACACCCAAAUGAAUGAGUACGCCGACCGCCUCAUGUUCGAGAACCGCAUGAAGAACCAGAUUGACUCGGACGAAUACCCCGGCACGACGCUGAUUCACAACCGCCUCGUCUCGAUGAUCGCCUCGCUCUGGCACGCCGACGACAAGAAGGAGGACGCGACCGGCUGUGUCACGACUGGCUCGUCGGAGGCGGCGCAGCUCGGUGGUCUCGCGAUGAAGAAGAUGUGGCAGGCGAAACGCAAGGCGCAGGGGAAGAGCGCGGAGAAGCCCGAGAUAAUUAUGGGAGCCAACGCUCAGGUCGCCCUCGAGAAGUUUGCUCGCUAUUUCGACGUCAGCAUGGUUACAGUGCCCGUGGACGAGUCGACGAAGUAUGUGAUGGAUCCGAAGAGGGCAAUCGAGCUUGUCAACGAGAUCGGCGUCUACGUCAUCCUCGGCUCGACCUACACCGGCACCUACGAGAACGUCGAGGAGAUGUCUCGCUUGCUCGACGAGUACGAAGCCAAGACGGGCCACUACGUCCCCAUCCACGUCGACGCUGCCUCGGGCGGUUUCGUCGCGCCCUUCGCCUCGCCUUCGCUCAAGUGGGACUUCCGCAUCCCGCGCGUCGUCUCGAUCAAUUCGUCCGGCCACAAGUUCGGCCAGAGCUAUGUCGGCUGCGGUUUCAUCAUCUGGCGCGACAAGCAGCACCUCCCCAAGGAGCUCGUCUUUGAGCUGCACUACCUCGGCUCGGUCGAGUACUCGUUCUCGCUCAACUUCAGUCGUCCGGCCGCGCCUUUCCUCGCUCAGUACUACAACCUCCUCUACCUCGGCUUCGAGGGCUACCGCCGCGUCGCCCUCAACGACCUCAAGAACGCGCGCCUUCUCGCCCGUGCCCUCGAGCGCUCGAAGUACUACAAGGUCGUCUCGGAGGUGCACCAUCUCAAGGACAGGAGCUUGACUGAGAAGGCGAAGGAGACGGUUGGUGCUGUCGACGAUGUCGAGGCCUACGUCCCCUCGCUUCCCGUUGUCGCCUUCAUGUUCAGUGACGAAUUCCGCCAGGAGUACCCGCGCAUCAAGCAGCGCAGCAUCCAGCUCGGUCUCCGCGAGCACAACUGGAUCGUCCCGAACUACGACCUUCCGCCCAACGCUCAGGACAAGGAAGUUCUCCGCGUUGUGAUCCGCGAGAAUUUCAACGAGGACAUGGUCGAACGCCUCUUCCACGACAUCAUCGAAGUGACCGAGCAGCUCAUGGACGAGCACAAGGCCGACGUCCGCCAGCCCGGCGAGGGCGAGGGCAGGAACGUCAAUGCCCCCAAGCACGGCAAGGGCAAGGAGCAGUCCAUCUCGGAGAGAAUGGCGGCGAGCCACGGGGAGGGCACGAGGCCGGUCGGCCACGACUCGGUCUGCUAA
Messenger RNA from Rhodotorula toruloides NP11, 1674 nucleotides. Its product is annotated as glutamate decarboxylase. Gene Ontology annotation, molecular function: pyridoxal phosphate binding; glutamate decarboxylase activity. The record is from RefSeq and is a predicted model, not a curated record. Gene Ontology annotation, biological process: L-glutamate catabolic process. Gene Ontology annotation, cellular component: cytosol. Lineage: Eukaryota; Fungi; Basidiomycota; Microbotryomycetes; Sporidiobolales; Sporidiobolaceae. The transcript has 14 exons. Bases 1 to 1674 code for a protein of 557 amino acids.